This is a messenger RNA of Porites lobata, 6066 nucleotides long. The record is from the annotation of a GenBank genome assembly. Lineage: Eukaryota; Metazoa; Cnidaria; Anthozoa; Scleractinia; Poritidae.
CGAAGUAGACGGAGAAGACUUUUUCGAGUUCGAUUUUUUAACGAUCAACUCGAUAAUACCAAAGCUGAAGACGUCCUAGGAAAGGCGUUAAAAAAAUUCCCGCCUAAAAACGUUGUCACGUGGCUACUAGCCGUGCCUGGUUACAUUGUCACAAACGGUGAAUUGAUCAGAUAGUGUGGAGCGGUAUGAAGUAAAGAAAGCGCCAAGCGUACAAGAACUGCUCAAAAUAUAUAUUACAGCUUAUGCCGUACAAGCUUUAUACGCACAGAAGAAAGGAAUUUUGAAUCGCACGGAGAUGAUAAAACUGCUUACUAGUCCGCUACACAGCCAUUUUUAACUUACUUGUUGAAAGAUCGUAAUAAGCCAUAAAUGAUAAGCUUAAAUGUUUGUAUUAUAAUGUUUGACUUUUUGUUCUUGUUUCUUGGUAGACCUUCGAUGUCAAUGGUUGUCGGCAGCCAGAUAAUAACUCGAGCCCUGGCAGAAAACGAAGCAGUGAGAGUGUGGAAUGUGCCGCUGAUCGUGAGUCUUCACCCGAAUAUCAGCCAAAAAGGCCGCGGAAAAGUGUUUCUCCAUGCAAGUCUCCAAGACGAAGUCCGCCGAAAAGUGCAUUCACUCCUAGGCGAAGCCCGCGAAAAAGUGUGUCUUCGCCGAAGUGUCAAAACCGAAAGUAUGCCACUAACUCGCGGGAGAUCGAGAGAACAAGAACUCCUGUUGGCAAAAAGGUAAUGUUCCUUUUUUUUUCUCUUGUAACCCCGAGGGGAGAGAUCCUCAGGAAGAGUUAUAAACGGAGAGGCCCAACCCCUUCCCCUUUUAUGUACUAUUUUUAACAGAUAAGGUACCCCUAUUUUAUACCUUCUAUUGAGAAAUGGUACCCCAUUUAACUUAUGUAGUUUACAACUUUGACGUGAUCUCCGUACCCUUUUGUAUAUGCUUACUUUAACUAGUGAAUAACUCCUUCCCCCUCCCCUCCCCUCUUGCUAAUGGCUGGAUAGGAGACUUGGCAUGCCAUGCUUAAAUAUAUUCCGCAUGUCAUAUUUCUAGGAUUCUCCAGGAUCAGCAGGUGGUCAUGACUCCCCAAAUAAAUCAUGGCUGAACAAGUUUGCAAUACCAACAAGGGUAAGGCAUUUUAGUCCCAUUUUUUUAACUACAUAUAUCAAGCCAUCAAGAAAGUUCUACAAAAAUGUAUGAACGAUAUUUUUACGUAUAAGUAUCAAGAACAGCAUUUGUUUCUUUUUUUAUGGCAAUGAAUUGAAUGCGUUCAGUUUAACUUUGUGUCUUGCUUUAUAAAACAUAAAAAUGAAUCUAAAAUGAUAAAUAAGCUUUAAUUGACCAGAGAAUCUGUAUUAAAUCUCCCAAAUUACACAACUAAAAAUGUGAAGUUUUCGGUAUUUUCUUGUUUUGAUCCUCUUGGAGAGCUGAACUGUUGAUAAAGAGACUUAAGUUUUUUUAGUGUGAGUGCUUUCUUCUUUAUCUUGGGUAGAUGACUUUCUGUGAAUUUGAAGGAAAAAAUAAGGUAUGCCAAUCGUUAAAGAGAGGCUUAACUCCAGCAGAAGCCGUUGUUUUGUCAAGGCAAGAUUUAAUUGCUUGCCUACUGGCAAUUUCCUUGCUGAGGUUGUCACUUGGGGCAGCCUUGCUUGGGCUAUAAUCUGCAGCUUGUGGGUUUUUGCUUUCUCUUUUGACCUGGCUCACCUGUGUGAUACCAAAUUCAAAAUUAAUUCACUAUUUCAAACAAUAUUUGCCUAAUUCUAGACAUUUGAGCUGAAACACCAUGUGGAAGCAACAUGCAGUGAACAAGUUCAGUGCUCCAAGAGUGGAAUGAAAAAGAGAAAAAGCAGACAAAGGAAGAAUCGCAUUAAUAGAAAAAAACUCUCAACUUUUUUGCAAUCCAGUGCAGCCAAAAUAGUUAACGAAAAAGUAAUUGAACUUGAGAAUAACUGCAAGAGUGCCAAGCAAGUAGCAAAUGGCUACUUUUAUAAAUGGAAGAAAACAAAAGAGGAAAAUAGUAGACUUCUUUAUUCUGCUAGCAGUAAUUUUAAGGAAGAAGAUAUUCCUAAAAGCAUGAUAAUUAAGAGAGAUUUGCUUGAAGUGAAAGGUGACAAAAUAUUAGGAAAGGGGACCUUUGGGAGUUGCUAUAAGGGCAAAUAUAAAGAUAUAAAUGUUUGCUUAAAAUUUUUUAAUGAAAAACAUUUUCUGAGAUCCAACCUAAUUAAUGAAGUCAAAGCCAUGUUAAACCUUAUUCCUCACUCUAGUUUGCCCCUGCUAUUUGGGAUUUGCUUAGAACCAGAUCCUAUUUUGAUAACCCAAUUUAUUGGUUUUAAGAAAGAAAGUGUAACUUUAGACAACUUUUCCGGGAGACUUAAAACAAUGAAAUUGUCACAGUCCUGUUCACCAGAUCAUCUGUUUCUGACAUUGAUUGAGGGUGUCAAUGCAAUUCACCUUUCGGGUUAUAUUCAUAAUGACUUGAAGCCUAAUAAUAUCAUGGUGGAAGAAAGAGGCAUUCAUUAUAAUGCUGUGGUCAUUGACUUUGGAAAAGCAUGCCCACUUCACAAAGGAAAAUUUUACAAGUUAUCAAAUAAAGUUGAAAAGCAGAAAUAUUUAGAAAGGUACCCUCAUUUGGCACCUGAACUGGUUGCUGGUGAUUCACCACAAAGUGAAUCAACCGAUAUUUAUUCACUAGGUCAUACAAUAAACAAAGUUUUAAGUGAAAAAUUUGGUGAGAGUGUUCACCACAUUAAAGAAAUUUCGUUAAGCUGUAUGAGCAGACAGCCUUGCAGUAGACCAGGACUUAAUUAUUUUAUUGACUACUUGUCACGAAAAACAGCAUGUUCUUUGAAGGCUGCAAAGAGCCAGUUAUUUACCUUAACUUAAAGUAGAGGUAGUCUUUAAUAAGGUAGAGUCUAUAUUAUGUCUGAAGUUGUGCCUGGUUUAUGACUUGGAAAUAUAUUAUUUUUGUAAAUAUAAAUUUGCAACAUCCUGAAUGAGUUAUUGGAAGUUAAAAAAAUUAAACCAAUUUUAUGUGGAUCAUGAUUGGUUUGUUUGGUCUGUUUUAACACUUAGUGGGAACCUGAUGUUGAGCAAGGGCUUGCAAAGGGUGACCUCUCACCAGAACAGCAAAAUUCCCUGGUUCGCCAGCUCUGCACUACUAUCAUGGCUCAGACAGAAGUCUUACGAUUUAGUGAGAGGGAGCAUAUUGCCAUGCUGCUGGUCAACCAGUACCCGUUUCUUAAGGGGUCAUUUGGUGCAGGCCAUGUAAGUAUUUUUAUAAAAAAAAUUAUUGGUCCUUUUAUUGGCAGGAGUAAAUAGGAAUUCAUCUAUUUCACAGAGACACAUGUUUAAUAUAAACAGCCAUUCUUGCCACAGUGUAAAGAAUGAUGAGAACUUUACACAAGAACAACAUGAUCCGGUAAACUAGUUUCAGGCUCCUAUCGGCUAUAUGGAACUCAGUGCCCAGUCCUUAUAGUAUAAUAAUAUUCUCCUCUAAGGAGAUGUUCUACAACUCACACAAUUUGUCUGAUAUUAUCCUUUACCUGGUUUAAGUUCAACAACAGUUACAGUGCAAAACUGACCAAAGUUUUACAGUUUAAAACUGCAAGGUAACAUUUACAUGUACAUGGGGGGUAAUAUUUUUUGGGAGGGUAAAGGCAAUAGACCCUUCCUGUAUUGCUGGUACAUUGGAGGACAAUGUCCUUUAUCCAACUGUUCAUUUUUUUUGUGCAGUCUUAAAUGUAGUGAGAUAUUCUGCAGUUUCCAACAGUUUAUAUCACAGUUAUUAUAACGUAUUGAGAAUAGAUACGUCAUAUAAUAUUAUCAGAUUAUGACUAAGUUUUCUCUUGAAAUUUUCAACCUUUCACUCUAGCAAAUUUGGUCAAAAAAGAUUAUGAAUCGGAUGGCCAAUGUAUUGAAACGUGCAUCAAGACAAGCCAAAAAACAACUGUAUCAAUCAGUGGGUGAGACAGAGGGUGCUCUAAAGGGAAAACCAGGACGUAAAAAACAAGUGUCAAAAGCGAGCGUUGUCCCUGGAAUUCCUGAAGGGGAGACAAUUGAUACCCUGGAGGAGCAGAAACAACAACUGCAAGAAAUUUGCCGUAAAGGAUCACCAGACCUCAGUACCCUUCAUAUGCUGAUGGAUACCACUUUUCCUUUAAGGAGACGAGAUGUAUUACUGAACAAUGUAAGAGUGUGGAAACUUCUAAAAGAGUAUCCUCCUUUAGAGAAUGGCAAUGGAAGUGAGGUGAGUGUUUCCUUGGUAAUGUUUUAACUCUAAGGCAUAGAAUUAUGUGUGUAAACUAAGACUGUCCAAUACAGCUGUAACUGUUUUAUGUGACACAUAUAUGUACAUGUAAGUUAUCGUAAUAGCACGUAAGUAUGUUUAAGCAUGUGAUAGCCUAGCCAUAUGAGAAAAAAUGUUCACUUGUACAGCUGCAGAGCAGUUCAGCGAAGGUUUGAACACACAAAUAUUAUGAAUUUUAAUGCUGUUGUGGUCUCUUGCUCUUUUUUAUACAAACAUACUAAAGUGGAGACACGAUAAUGUUGAAGGAGAAAUUAUUUCUCAUAAUUAUGAUAUUCUUAAGUCAUACUAGUUACCAUUAUUGUUAUAGGGUACAACUGCAAGCUGAAAAGACAAGUAACAAGAGGCCUUAUUUAACAGCUGCUCUAAAUCCUUUUUUGUAUCUUUAGGUUACUGUCAAUGUGAAUUGCAUUGCACUGUAUCCCUUUAUUGACAAACACAUUAACUGGGGUGUUAUUUUUCAGAUACGAUCAGAACUGCAAAGAAUUUUGGGUGAGGAGGAUUGCUGCAAGGGCAGGAAAACUGCAUUCCUUGAUACAUGGAAGCAAAAGCUUUUGAAGCUUCUUAAACAGUCCAGCACAAAAGAAGUGCAAAACUUGCUGCGCAUUAUUGAUGACAAUGAUUCAGAGGAUGAAAAAGGUAACUCUAGAACUGGUGUACAAAAGAUAUAAUAAUACGCACCUUUCCAAAGUUUUGAAAAACCAGUAGUGCAAACAUGAGGGGUAUGUUAGAGCCAUCUAAAUUUAGCCUUAAGCCCUGUUGGGGUUCAACUGUAUUUAUAUAUAUAUUUUUUAUUUUCAGAAAUUGAAAACCGUUGCAUCAUGGCAGCAUUGCCCCACUUAUUGGGAGAAAGAAAAACUGCAAAACAUCAUCCAGGUGUUCAAUUCUGGACAUUUGUGGCGGUAAGUUUAUAAAAUUAAUUUGUUUCUGCAUUGCUGACAAUAAACUGUGCCAGUUAUGUAUGUAUUUCAGGUUAAUUUUGAUUUAACUUAGGUUGAUUCUCAUGUCCUUUGUUUCCUAGCCCUAAUUCAUAUAUGUCUAAAGUAGCUUUAUUUACCAACUUUCUCCCUUGUAGUCCUUAUCUAAUUGGCAUAUACCAUAUUCAUGCUAUCUGUUUAUUUAUGGGUUAGUGAUUAUGUUAAACUUGCAACAAAAUUCACUCAGUAAACAGUCUCUCCACUACCCACCUAGAUUAGCUCUAGCUAUUUUGUGGGCUAUUGUUAGUUAGUGUUGGAUACUUUGCAUAAUCUCUCAAUAAACUUUUGAACUUUGAAUUGCGGGUUCAGUAAAAUCACGGCAAAUGGAUGAAGGAAUUCCAGGGGAAAUCGAUUUUUGGUUUCGGUUUGCAUUGGUUCGAGUUAUCCUGAGUUGACUGUAUCCUGAAGAAAUGAAAAGCAUUUGCUUUAUAAGGAAUGACUAGGAUUUACAAUUUCAUGAAUUUUUUUUUUUUUUCACAGAAUGAUUCAGAUGUGAAUGCAGAAAAUGAGAUACAUGCAACAACAGCGCCCCGUCUCAUUUCAAUGGGGGCAACAAUUGAUGAUGUUCAAUCAUUGGUGUUGGCAGCGGAAGGAAUGGUUGUCUGUCGUUUCAAAAAAAUCAAUAUUUUGAGUGCAGUUGUCACCUUACUUGCUAGUUAUUAUGUCUUCAAUGCGGACUAUCCGAAAGGUCAUGGUGGUCAUAGCAAGAAUGUGUAUCUAUUUCUUGAGUACAUUUUGUUGCAAAGGAGCAGACAUGCACUGCCGAUAAAUGCUGAAGCAGUGGUAGGCAAGUUGAAAUAG